AAUUGUUGAUCCAGUUGCUCAUGAUUCAUCUUAUCACGGAAUUUCAGUUGGAGAAGAAGAAUUCACAGAUACAAUUGAUUUUGAUUCUCUCAUGAAAUUCGGUUCUGCCUUUUUCCGCUGCUUCCAGAACUCCGCUGCUACGUUCGCCGCGAUCGACACAAGUACAAUCGAGGCGGACGAAGAUGAUGGACGAAUUCCUUCGAAUCGCAAUUUUAGCGUUUUCACUUACAAUGAACUGAAAGCUGCUACCCAUGGCUUCACGAACAAGCUCGGAGAGGGCGCAUUCGGCGCUGUUUACAAGGGACGGCUGAGCGGAGAUGGUAGAUUUAUAGCAGUCAAAGUUCUCACAGUUGAACUGGAAUCACUCCAAAAGGAGAGAGAAUUCGCCGCCGAGAUAACAGCUCUGUCAGAUAUCCGCCAUGAAAAUCUGGUUAACCUCAGAGGAUGCUGCGUCGAUGGAGCUCAAAGGCUUCUGGUUUAUGAUUAUAUGGAGAACAACAGCCUCAGCCACACAUACCUCGGAACAGAGCAGAACAGAGCAAAAUUCACAUGGAAACUGAGGAAAACCAUAGCAUUAGGCAUCGCCAAGGGGAUUUGUCACCUCCACGAAGAAGUGAAUCCUCACAUUGUGCACAGAGACAUCAAGUCCAGCAACAUACUUCUGGAUCACAACUCCACGGCUAAGCUCGCGGAUUUCGGCAUGGCGAAACUGUUCCGAGACGGCGAAUCGCACAUUAGCACUCACGUCGCCGGAACAUUAGGUUAUCUAGCUCCGGAAUACGCGUACACUGGUCGUCUAACACGAAAAUCAGAUGUGUACAGCUUCGGAGUGCUUCUGCUGGAAAUCAUCAGCGGACAACCUGUUGUUGGUAUCCAUAUCGACUAUGGCGAACAGUUCUUAGUAGAGAAGGCAUGGGAAUUGCACAAUGCUAAUAACCUUUUGGAGCUGGUGGAUUGUGCUUUAAAGGGCGAAUUUUCGAGGGAAGAAGCAGCCCGGAGUCUCCGGGCCGGGCUGCUCUGCGUGCAAGAGUCUGCAAAACGGAGGCCUACAAUGUCCGACGUUAUAAAGAUGCUAUCCAACCAGAUUGAUGCUGAUAGCAUUGAGAUAUCACGGCCGGGACUCAUAGCUAAUCUCAUGGAAGUCAAGAUACGGAAGAAGCAAUGACAAUGACAAUAACCAGGUUAAUUUGUUUCCCAUCAACUUUUGCAAUUGGAACAACUUCUUUUAAAAACACGGUAGCAUAGGUGUACAUAGAAGAUUUAAUACCGUAGAUUGUAACAAUUAUUUGUAAAGAUGAUGUCUUUUUCCGCAAAAUGUUAAUUCCUCCUUCUUACUUAAUUUGUCUACUAUUUCUAUUUUUGUUUGUCUUACUUAAUUUGUUAUUUUUUUUUUAAAAUAUAAUUAUACACUUUAAUCACAUUCUAAAAUUUAUAAUCCAUAAUUUAUAAUUUUUUUUUUAUUUUAACAAAACUAUUUAAUAAUCUUAAUCUUAAUAUAGACUUAUUUUUAUUAAAUCAUCAUUAUUUUUAAUAAUACACUUUUUAAUUACUCACUAAUAACACAAUACUUAAAACUCAGUGUCUAAUCUUAAAUGGAACAAAUUAGUCGGAAGAGAGAGUACACACUAAAAUAUUCUUAAAAUAAUUUUUUUUAAAAAAAAAAAAUAACAAAACAAACAUGUAAAUAAUUUGAUGUGAAUUUUUUCAGUAGGGAUGAAAAUUUCGGGCCAGCCCGGUCCAAUUUAUUUCGAGUCGGGACCUGCAUGAUUUUAUAUUGGACCUAGAAGUUCAGGCCCUGUUACAGCCCCAUUUUAAUUUUUUUAUUUUUCAAUUUAUUUUUGAAAAAAAAAAUCCGAUAAAAAUACAAAAUCAAACUCCCAAAAAUACAUAUACAUAUAUAUAAUACUAGUAUUAGUUUAGAACAUGCUAGAACAUGCUAUAAUUAGUAGAGACAAAACAGGUGGUGCCUGAUGACGU
Molecule: messenger RNA, 1977 nt
Organism: Andrographis paniculata
Lineage: Eukaryota; Viridiplantae; Streptophyta; Magnoliopsida; Lamiales; Acanthaceae
Product: putative serine/threonine-protein kinase
Exons: 6
Coding region: 92-1165 (357 amino acids)
Biological process (GO): protein phosphorylation
Molecular function (GO): ATP binding; protein kinase activity
Source: RefSeq, a predicted model, not a curated record